AUGGAUGAUGGCGAAGAUUACUUAAGGCGAGGUGGUUGUGGCAAAAGAAACAAAAGCAGCUGGUCUAGAAACUCUAGAAGAGGUGGCAAUGACGGGCUAAUUGGCAAUAGUUUAUUACCGAGUAAAACUCUAGCUGGAUUGCUCUGUUCUCGAGACUAUCCUUCUACAGGUGGUAGAAUGGCGGUGGCGAAGCUGUUGUACAUAAUCGUGGUAGAGGAUGAUGCGGAAACGGAGAAGGAUACUGCGUUUCGAUACACGCGUUCCGUUCUGCAGAGCACUCUGCAACUCAUGGGAUGCAAGGCUCGUCACGCCUUUAAGAUUAGCCGGAGAAUAUUUGAAAUGGUGAGAAGUGCAUGCCUGGCAGAUAAGUUGGUUUCAACAUGUGAAGAAGUGUCACGCCAGGAUGCUAAAAUAUAUAACCAGAGGGAGGUAGAGUAUUAUGCUGAUGCCUGCUUGGAUAAAGCAGAUCUUGUUGAUCAUUUGGUUUCAGAGGAAGAAAAAAAUAAGAGCAAACCAUUUGAAUUGUACAAAAUACGCACCACUGCAGUUGUCAGGAGAAAAAAAUUCCUAGAUGUUGCUUCUGAAGCUCUUGCAGAGUACAAGUAUGUUGGCCCAGAUCAGAGGGCUGAUUUGGCUAUAGCUUGCAGAAUCCGAGAACGAAAGGAAUCUGUUACUGUACUAUUGUGUGGCACAAGUGGCUGUGGUAAAUCUACUUUGUCUGCUUUGCUUGGUAGCAGGUUGGGUAUUACGACUGUAAUAUCUACUGACUCAAUCCGGCAUAUGAUGAGGAGUUUUGUAGAUGAAAAACAAAAUCCUCUAUUGUGGGCUUCAACUUACCACGCUGGAGAAUAUUUAGAUCCUGUAGCUGUUGCAGAAGCUAAGGCCAAAAGGAAAGCAAAGAAAUUAGCCGGUGUUUCAACCUCUUCACUAGCUAGGACUGAUGUAUCUGUUGGUUCUACCGUUGGAAAAUCACCCAUUGACGGAUGUUCCACCACCGUUGGUUUGAUCAGUCCAAAGCAGAUGGCAAUUGAAGGUUUUAAAGCGCAAAGUGAGAUGGUAAUUGACAGUCUUGAUCGGUUGAUUACUGCAUGGGAAGAACGGAAAGAAUCAGUGGUGGUGGAGGGCGUUCACUUAAGUCUCAAUUUUGUGAUGGGGCUUAUGAAAAAACAUCCUUCAAUCAUACCUUUCAUGAUUUAUAUUUCAAAUGAGGAGAAACACCUAGAAAGAUUUGCAGUCCGUGCGAAGUACAUGACCCUAGAUCCUGCUAAAAACAAGUAUGUUAAAUAUAUACGAAACAUCAGAACAAUUCAAGAAUAUCUCUGCAACCGAGCUGAUAAGCAUUUGGUGCCAAAAAUAAACAACACAAAUGUUGAUAAAAGUGUGGCAGCCAUUCAUGCAACAGUAUUUAGCUGCCUAAGGAGGCGAGAGGCAGGAGACCAGCUUUAUGAUCCAAUCACAAACAGAGUUACUGUCGUUGACGAGGAGUACAGAAAUCAGCGUGCUGCCAAUUCCUUGAGUUCCAAGGGAAUGUUUCAGUUGAUCCAAAGGAAAGGUUCUAGCAGGCAUUUGAUGGCACUUUUGAAUGACGAUGGAUCUGUGGCUAAGGCUUGGCCAGUUAACAUAAUAGAUGAAAAUGGAAAGCCAAUUGUGGGCCAGCCUAUUGAGAAUGGAGUAGGAACACCUGCCUAUGGACCAUUGCAGAUAGAUAGAGCUGAAUCUGUCAACUUGCAGUUCGGUAAUUUUGGCAUCAGUGCUUGGCCCAGUGACACUGGGGGUACUAGUCAUGCCAGUAGUGUGGAUGAGUCAAAGGGUUACCAGACUGACAAUGGUAGUAAAUAUUAUUCGUCUUGCUGCAGUUCACCCAGAUUCUCAGAAGGGCAUGCAAAGGAGCUUAAGGAAGAAAACUCAGUGCAUGGUAGUGAUGAAGAUGUUGACGAGCAGCCUGAGAUAGACAGCGAUGAGGAUCUUAGUGAUGGGCGAAAACAGAACCAAGAAGAGUUGGAAGGCUCAGUGGAUGAGGAAUCCACCAAAUCUGACGAGGAAUAUGAUGAUCUUGCCAUGCAAGAUAUCCCGGACGGCAGCUAUGUGUCUGAUAAUGAAGAGGAGUCCAAGAAUAAGACGGAUUUCAAUAAUGUAGUAUCAACUACAAAUGUCGUUAAUGGGGAUAAGUACCAACAAAAUCUUGACCUUUUCAUGCGAACCAAAAGUGAACCAUUAUCAGAGGCACUGUCCGGUACUUUUCCGUAUCCCCGCAGAGAGAAAAACGAGAGCAGAAUGCCACAUCAUGGCAAUAUCAGGUUGAGAAAACGCUCUCAUAGCAUUCCAGCCUUGGGAAAGCAGGGGUCACUAAUAACCGUUACGAUGGUUAAAGAUGAAGUUCCUAGUAAUCGAGCAGUUUUUUGA
Fraxinus pennsylvanica is the source of this 2403-nucleotide messenger RNA. The record is from the annotation of a GenBank genome assembly. NCBI's taxonomy places the organism in Eukaryota, Viridiplantae, Streptophyta, Magnoliopsida, Lamiales, Oleaceae.